GAUUACGCUUAAUAAACACGGGGAGCACUCGUCAUCUCGUGCUCCCCGUCCAUCCCCCUGCGGGCCGUCUUACGGGGAGUCGUGGAGCGAGCCCUCAGAGAGCAGAGAAUCGACAUGAAGAAGCACACGCACCCGUCCACCGCCGACGGGAUGUACUCCCAGCUGGUAGACGAGGACCUGCCGGCGUCCCAGUUUAUCCACGACGUGCAGCGACGCGGGGCCACCGUCCGCCGGGCCCCGUGGCUCUGGCCCCUCGCUGGUCAGUACCAGCGGGCCACCGUGUUUCUGUCUGUGUUGUGUUUGGUGCUGCUGGUCUGCCUCAUCGCGGUGGCCACACGCUCACCUCCUGCUGUCUCCUGCACCACGGCGGCCCCUGUUGCCACGACGACGACGACAGCGGCCCCUGUUGCCACGACGACGACGACAGCGGCCCCUGUUGCCACGACGACGACGACAGCGGCCCCCGUUGCCACUACGACGACGACAGCGGCCCCUGUUGUCAGGACGACGACGGCGGCCCCUGUUGUCAGGACGACGCCGACGACGGCAGCCCCUGUUGUCAGGACGACGACGACGACAGCGGCCCCUGUUGUCAGGACGACGACGACGACAGCGGCCCCUGUUGUCAGGACGACGCCGACGACGGCAGCCCCUGUUGUCAGGACGACGACGACGACAGCGGCCCCUGUUGUCAGGACGACGCCGACGACGGCAGCCCCUGUUGUCAGGACGACGCCGACGACGGCAGCCCCUGUUGUCAGGACGACGCAGACGACGGCGGCCCCUGUUGCCACGACGACGGCGGCGGCAGCGGCGUGUCCAGCGGGCUGGCGGUCCUUCCAGGGGAGCUGCUACAGGGUGUCGCGGCAGACGGCGGACUGGAGGGGCGGCCAGCGGCUGUGUCAGCGGGACGGGGGCCAGCUGGCCGUCAUCCUCAGCGCCCAGCAGCAGGGCUUCCUGUGGGACCUGCUGCCCCGCGGCUACUGGAACGCCUUCUGGUUCGGCGUGACCAACACGGAGGACGUCUGGACCUGGGUGGACAGGACCCCCCUGGUGGGCGGGUUCUGGGAGGAAGGGGAGCCCAACAACCACAUCGAUGAAGACUGUGGCUACAUAGUGAAGACGUUGAACCUGGAGCGCGUGGCCGUGAGGAGCUGGUACGACGCUCCCUGCAGCAUGUACCUGCCCUUCAUCUGCCAGAAGGUCCUGUGAACCGGCCCCCCAUUGCCCCAACAUCACACUAACCCGCUCCCACUACCCUAAUGCCCCUACCCUAAUGCUCCUACCCUACCCCCAUUACCCUACCCCCAUUACCCUACCCCCAUUACCCUACCCCUAAUACCCU
This is a messenger RNA of Gadus macrocephalus (Pacific cod), 1345 nucleotides long. Its product is annotated as salivary glue protein Sgs-3-like. The record is from RefSeq and is a predicted model, not a curated record. NCBI's taxonomy places the organism in Eukaryota, Metazoa, Chordata, Actinopteri, Gadiformes, Gadidae.